AUGGAGGAGUUCAAGAAAGAAAGAACUUUUCAUGAUGCAUGGGCAUUCAUCCUGUACGUCAUUCUCACACUUACAACAAGCGUCACGCUCGUGAAGAUUUCCUCGGGCAUACCAUUCGAUGCAAGCAUCAUCCUCCCAGGCCUGUCGGUAAAUGUUGGCAUCAUGCUUUUCAUGCUUACCCUGAUAUACUUGGGAUUUAGAUAUGCUGCCGAUGGAUUGAUAUUCACUGUACAUGUCUUUGUUCCAAUAAUAGUGCUUAUUGCAUCAAUAUUAACAGAGAACCUAACAGUGAUCUUCAUUUCUGCAGCACUGACGUGUGUUUCCUUACUGUUCUACUUCUGGAGUAUCAAGCCUGUACUUCCACUCAUGACAGUAUCAAUUCAGACUGGUGCAAAGAUAAUCUCUGGAAACUUGUUCAAGUGCAUCCUGCUGAUCAUGCUCUCUGUAUUCAUUAUCAUAUUCCAGGGAGUGGUGUUCACCGGCGUUGUUGGACAAGGAGCAGACGGAGCAGUAACCCUUUCGGUCAUCCUGUUCAUCCUCAACAAUACAUGGACAUUCUUCAAUAUUAUGUAUCUAGUACAGACAAUAGUGUCCGGCUUGGUGAUUGGGCAUCUCGUGGACGGAGAAGGAUCGUUUGCAGAGGCAUCACGCAAUGGACUGAUGGCUCUUGGAAGCAUCUCGUUUGCAGGGCUAGUCAUCAGCAUAAUCACCACUGCAAAGAUGAUUGUCCAAAGAAACAUGGAUAGAAACAGAGAGUCUGGCUCAGGAAACAUUCUCAACGCCAUAGUGCUUGUGAUUCUAAGCUCACUCGAAACAUUGAUAAACACGGCAAAUGAGCUGGCAUUCCCAUAUCUUGCAUUGCACGGCACAAACUACAGAGAUUCCAUGAGCGGAGCAUUCAACUUGAUCCAGGAGAAGCAGGGGAUUACUUUGCUGACGAACAUAGCAAUGGAAAGGGUUGUUAUGUUCUGUUGCAUCCAGUUUGUGUGCGUUCUGAUCUAUGGAGACUUGCUUCUGUUCAAAGCAUUAUCUAUCGACAAAAUUUCUGAUUCUAUGCUAACGACCAUUGCAGCAAUCGGAAUCCCUGUGAUUGUGUUUACAUAUAACUUCCUCUCUGUGUUUUCGUCAUCGACUCUUGCAUUAAUAUACACAUACAUUGAAUCUCCAUUGAUGGUUGAGAAGGCUGAACCUGAGUUUGCACAAGCCAUGGAGAGUGCUAAGUAA
Molecule: messenger RNA, 1224 nt
Organism: Ordospora pajunii
Lineage: Eukaryota; Fungi; Microsporidia; Ordosporidae
Exons: 1
Coding region: 1-1224 (407 amino acids)
Biological process (GO): transmembrane transport
Cellular component (GO): plasma membrane
Molecular function (GO): transmembrane transporter activity
Source: RefSeq, a predicted model, not a curated record